Messenger RNA from Solea solea (common sole), 3951 nucleotides. RefSeq names its product long-chain-fatty-acid--CoA ligase ACSBG2-like. Gene Ontology annotation, molecular function: long-chain fatty acid-CoA ligase activity. The record is from RefSeq and is a predicted model, not a curated record. Gene Ontology annotation, cellular component: endoplasmic reticulum; membrane. The transcript is spliced from 14 exons. NCBI's taxonomy places the organism in Eukaryota, Metazoa, Chordata, Actinopteri, Pleuronectiformes, Soleidae. The coding region runs from base 17 to 2440 and encodes 807 amino acids.
GCCGUUGGAUAAAUGAAUGAUAUGCAGUCCGAGUAGUAAGAGCAGCAGGCAGGCCGCGUGUACACACUGUGUUUACAGGCUAAUUCAAGCUACUGCGGUAAUAUUUUACUGGACGUGGAACUACAUAAAGUGGACCAUUUAUAGAGGAAAAAAGGGCACAGAAGUUGUUCCCACAGAGAUGCAGUUGACCGUGUGUGAACCCACCACUGAAGCUGUGGUAAUCAUGGAUCCUCCCAGAGCCGACGGCUUCCUGGAGUCGUCCUGCGCUGCCUCUCUGGACGGAAAUGUGGAUACAGCCAAUGAUUCUUCAGAGGAAGAGGAUAUUGCUGCCCAUAAUGAAGCUGCCAGCAGUACUAAGAUGACAGAGGUCUCUGCUGAACAGGCCUCAAACACACAAACAGUGAACACCCAGCGCCCAAACUCCCUGUCGGUUCCGGCAGCAGCAGACCCCGGCCUUUGGACAUCACAGGGUGAUGCAGAGGUGAAACUGAGGAUGGGUGACUCUGGAGUUGCUGCUGAAACUCCACUAACUAUCCACCAGAUGUUCACCUCAGCUGUGCAGCGCUUUGGCGACGUCACAGCUCUGGGCUGGAAGGAAGGCGAGCAGCAGAAGAGCCUUAACUACAGAGAUUACUACCAGAAUUGCCGCAUUGCCGCUAAGAGCUUCCUUAAGCUUGGUUUGGAGCGCUACCAUGGCGUUGGCAUCCUGGGCUUCAACUCGCCUGAGUGGUUCAUGGCUGAUAUUGGAGCCAUUUUUGCAGGUGGAUUUGCUGUAGGCAUCUAUACCACCAACUCUCCUGAGGCCUGCCAGUAUGUAGCAGAAAACUGCAAGGCCAACAUUAUUGUGGUGGAGAACCACAAACAGCUGCAGAAAAUCCUACAGGUUGAAGACAAGCUUCCACACUUGAAAGCCAUUAUCCAGUACAAAGAUGCACUUAAAGAGAAGAGACCAAAUCUGUACUCGUGGGCAGAGUUUAUGGAGCUGGGGCGUCAUGAGCCCGACGCUCCCCUUGACGCGAUCAUCUCCAGCCAGAAACCAAACCAAUGCUGCACUCUAAUCUACACCUCAGGAACCACGGGCCAGCCCAAAGGAGUCAUGCUGUGCCAUGACAAUCUGACAUGGACUGCACUCGCCAUCAGCAUUCACGUGAAACUGACAGAGGCCCCUGAGGCUCAGGAGGUGGUGGUGAGCUACCUGCCGCUGAGCCACAUCGCUGCUCAGAUGGUGGACAUCUGGUCGACCAUGAAGGUCGGAGGGGCGACCUACUUCGCUCAGCCAGAUGCCCUCAAGGGCUCUUUGGUAAACACCUUGAAGGAGGUGCAUCCUACUGUCUUCAUGGGCGUCCCUCGUGUCUGGGAAAAGAUGCAAGAGAAGAUGAAAUCUGUGGGAGCUAAGUCUUCGACUGUGCGCAGGAAAGUGGCUGCGUGGGCCAAAGAUGUCGGACUGCAGACUAAUCUCACCAAGAUGAACCAAAAUGGAGCCGUCAGCCAGACUCCUCUUACCUAUCGUGUCGCCAAAAAGCUCGUAUUCAAAAAGGUGCGUAAGGCUCUGGGCUUGGAACGCUGCAAAAAGUGCUACACAGGCGCCGCACCCAUCACCAAAGACACCCUGGAGUUCUUCCUCAGUCUGGAUAUUCCACUGUAUGAGCUGUAUGGCAUGAGUGAGACCACUGGACCUCACACCAUCUCCCUCCCUGAUGCCUACAGACUCACUAGCUGUGGCGUUGAGCUCCCAGGGUGCAAGACAAAGCUGCACAACCCAGAUGAAGAGGGAAACGGUGAGAUCUGCUUCUGGGGACGCCACGUCUUCAUGGGUUACCUCAACAUGCCCGAGAAGACAGAGGAGGCUCUGGAUGCCGAAGGCUGGCUGCACUCGGGUGACCUGGGCAAACAGGACGAGAAUAAGUUCCUUUACAUCACUGGAAGAAUUAAAGAGUUGAUCAUCACAGCGGGGGGAGAGAACAUCCCGCCUGUUCCCAUCGAGGAUGCGGUCAAAGAAGCUGUGCCACUGAUUAGCAACGCCAUGCUGAUUGGAGACAAGAGGAAGUUUCUGUCUAUGCUGCUCACCGUUAAGUGCCAGGUCAAUGCUGUCACAGGCGAGCCAGAGGAUGAGCUGUCUCCAGAGGCUGUGGAGUUCUGCAGGCGGUUAGGCAGCAAUGCCACACGGGUUUCUGAGAUUGCAAGUGGCCAAGACAAAGCAGUAAACGCCGCUAUUCAGGAGGGAAUCAACAGAGUCAAUGAGAGGGCAGCCUCCAACGCUCAGCGCAUCCAGAAGUGGAUUGUGCUGAAUCGGGACUUCUCCGUGGUUGGGGGAGAACUGGGCCCCACUAUGAAGCUGAAGCGUCCGGUGGUAAUGACGAUGCACAAGGAGCAGAUUGAGAACUUUUACAAGGAGCUGACGACUCCGACGACUCCCGACAACCCGCUGCCUUCCAAAUAGAGCUGCUCCUGCACCUGCAUCAACAUCCAGACUGUAUGUCAACAAGGAUACACUCCACCUCAUUCCUAUACCUUCUGUCAUGUUCUCUCCCCCCCCCCCCCCCACACACUCUUUUUUUUGUGUAAUAUGUUUUCAUUGCCUUAAGUUUUGGUCGUUUAUGCCUCGGUUUACAUUUGUGGGUCAUGUACAAAGAAUGAAGACAAAGCCAUUUUUUACAAUAGCUUUAUGAUUUUGAAGAUUCAAAUAAGCUGAAUUCAACUAUUUAUUUGUUUUGCUCGAGGUUUGAGCAGCAAAGUCUGACCGGUGAAGUGGUGGCAGCUGAAUGUACGAAGAGUUUACUGUGUUGCGAUACUUGAUGCAAACUUUGUCAUUUGUAUUUUUGAACAUAUUUAUUUAUUUUUGAGUUUGCCAAAGUGUAUGUGGGACGAAACGGCUUCAAGUUAAGAAACAUUUAUGUAAUAAACUUUAUUUUUGAUUCUGCAAUGAUAUCAAAUAUUUACUGGCCUUUCGCAUGUACUCGGUGUCGCUCCCUCUCGUCUUUGUCGGGUAAAUGUAACUACAAAUCCAAGUUCUGUUUUUCAUGCUGUAAAAACAGACACCAUUUAAGGAACUGCUUUUUCUUUUUGUUCAGUUGUAUAGUCCAAAAAAAAUGUGUUCCGUUACAUCUUACACUAUGCCUGGUCCUGAACAGUAUGUAUGUGUAGAACUGCUUCUGGGUUUUGUGAAAUGUAAAUACCUUUGCCUAAAUAUCUGCAUUCUUGUUUUUGUCUUUCAUUUUUUUUAUAUUUUAGUUUAUAUUUCAGCAAAGUAAUUAUGUUUUUGUUUUUUCCUUUGAUUACAUGAAACCGAGAAGGACGAUGUACAUAAAUUAGUGAUUGGUUAAUGGAAAAAAAAUAAGUAAAUAUGCUGUAUCAGCUGCAUUAUUCUGCCCUCGUUGGUCUAUUGCCAUAUUUAUUGCAUCAAAUGUAUAGAUGUUCAAAUGUCUCUGACUAACAUAUGAUGUGACUGUAAACAUACAACAGAUAUUAGUAGCAGCCUGAUGGAUAACACUUAAGGGCGAGUUGAGAGGUUGAAUCUCAAAGCAAUUGAAGUUCAGGGUAAAAAUGCAAGACAUGUGAUGGUGGUACAUUUAUGAAGUGGAAUAAGGACAUGACGGUGAUUCUGUUUUUCUGGGCGAGUGACUCUCCUGCUGCUAAGCGGCACACAUAAAUUAGAGGUUGAACUAGAUUGACUGCCUUUAACAAAGCGUACUUAAAACAACUUUGAAGGACUAGAGAGAAGUCACAGGAGCCUUGACUAAACUGGAUUUGCCUGACCCUAAAGAGCCCGUUUUGUUAAAAUGAUCAGGGUUGAAAAAUGAAGGUGUGUGUGUAUGUAUGUAUGUAUGUAUGGCACUGCUCUGGAGAAGUGAAGCAGGGCUGUUUCUGUAUACGGUCAACAGAAAUGUGAAUGUUUGUGUGAUCAGUACAAUACACUUUGAUUAAAAAAAAAACAUUCAUCUGUUCAUUUAA